Messenger RNA from Formica exsecta, 971 nucleotides. RefSeq lists its product as uncharacterized. NCBI's taxonomy places the organism in Eukaryota, Metazoa, Arthropoda, Insecta, Hymenoptera, Formicidae. The record is from RefSeq and is a predicted model, not a curated record. The transcript has a single exon. The coding region runs from base 1 to 957 and encodes 318 amino acids.
AUGUUUGAAAAUUCACAAACAACAGUUUUCCAAGUUAUUCUAAUGAUUCAUACUUAUUGCGUGCGAUUCAAUGUAUCUGAUGAAGGAAGGCAUGCUUUAUUUAAUAUGGCCAAAAUUUGGGCAGACCCAAAAGUUGAAAAUAUUAAUUAUACGAAAUAUAAACUAAGUAAACGUUUAGACCCUACGGAAAAUAUUUAUCAAUACAUUUUUUAUUGUUCUAAAUGCAAUUGCCUACUAGGAAAAUUUGUAAAAAAAGAUUUGAUAUUAAAUACUCAAAGUAUUUGCGACAAAUGCCAACAAAAUUAUAAAAUAACUACUAAUGCAAUGAAUUAUUUUUUGAGUAUAGAUGUUAAAUUUCAAAUGAAGACUUUAUUAGAAAAUGUAACUAUACGUAAAAUGUUAAUGGAAAAUAUAACUAUUAUUAAGAAUAGAUUAAAAAAGAAAAGAAUAAACACUAUAAAUGAUGUAUAUGAUGGAGAAUUGUACAAAAAUUUAUAUAACAAUCAACAGGAAAACACUAUCUUAUUAACUUUUAAUUUCAAUUCUGACGGCGCACCGAUUUCUAAAAGUAGUAAAAGUGGUAUAUGGCCUAUUCAGAUAAUAAUUAAUGAGUUACCACCUCGAGUGCGGUUUAGAUAUAUUUUGCUUGCAGCAAUGUGGAUGACGAGAUCUGAACCAAGUCCACAAUUUAUGAAUUUGUACAUGAAGAUAUUUAUUGAUCAAUUAAGAAAUCUGAUGGAAAAUGGAAUUACAAUAAAAUUAUCUAACAAUAAAGAAAUUAUCUUCAUACUAAAACCUUUGUGCGCAGCAGUAGAUUCAGUAGCACGACCUGUUAUGCAAAAUCGUUUGCAAUUCAAUGGUCAUUAUGGAUGUAGUUGGUGCUAUCAUUUUGGAAAAUACGAAGAUGGUGCUAUGCGAUAUCCUUUUGAAGAUGAAGAUUCUCUUUUACGAAAUUGAAUAACCAGGCAUAA